Chlamydomonas reinhardtii is the source of this 13370-nucleotide messenger RNA. RefSeq lists its product as uncharacterized. Gene Ontology annotation, molecular function: dynein intermediate chain binding; ATP binding; dynein light intermediate chain binding. The transcript has 36 exons. Gene Ontology annotation, biological process: microtubule-based movement. Lineage: Eukaryota; Viridiplantae; Chlorophyta; Chlorophyceae; Chlamydomonadales; Chlamydomonadaceae. Bases 105 to 12602 code for a protein of 4165 amino acids. Gene Ontology annotation, cellular component: dynein complex. The record is from RefSeq and is a predicted model, not a curated record.
GUGCAUCAUACACGACUAUCAAAACAAUCAAACCCAGGGAAAUUCGAAGGAAAUGAUUAUAAGAGUCAGCUAAAGUCGCUGACAAUUUGCCCUAGCAGCGAGCCAUGCCGGGCGUAGCAGUGCUGGGGACUAAGGGCGUGGUGCCUAAGCCCAAGGCUCGCUUUGGAGCACGGCCUCAGCCGGUCGCACAGGAUGCGACUGGCACGAGUGCUGAGGCCGCUGCACCAGCGGUCCAGGACGAGCCCACACAAGAGGGCUCCCAGGCGAGCGUGUUCGACGAGGUGGAGAGCGACGAGGUGACGUAUUCGCACCUCCUGCCCAAGGUCAUGGCACCUUUCGAAACACGGUCCGGGGAGACGCCGCGCAAAGUGCUUAUACAAAGGCGGCGGCGGCAGUUUGCGGCUCAGGACGUGGCGGAGCUGGUGCAUGGCGAGGGCGUGGCGCAGCCGCCGCAGGAGCUUUUCCCGCUUGAGGUGUUUGACAACACCAACUUCGAGUCGCGCAUGCACCCGGAGUGGGUACCGCGGAGGCCAGGUGUGCCACUGACCUCGGGGCGGGCGCUGGUAGCGCACGACGACGGGACGGGGCACUCCGUGGUGGACUGGGUGCCGUGCACGGUUGUCGAUUUCGACGAGGCCACCAACUCGUACGGCGUAACGCUGCAUCAGCUGGCGCAUUCCGGCAAUGGGUCAGCGGAAGCAGACGCCGAGGACAUGCACGUCAUGUGGCUGCCCCGCGUCAAGGUGUGUUUCAGCGCGGAGGACCCGGCGCAGUUUGCGCGGCGGCACGCGGAGGCGCACCGCAGCCGUGCUCGGGCCGAGUCGUUGCUGCGGUACAACCUGUACGUGGACUCCAUGCCCACGGACGACAUCCCGCCGCUCACCAACGAGCAGGUGAACCGUAUGCUGAGCUUCGCUCUGAACAGCAAGAAGCUGAAGGACAAGCUGAUGGACACCAGCGCGCUGAUUGCGGAGGUGAACAUCGAGUACGCGCGCACCAUGAACAAAGUGGUGUUCGACACAGCGCUGACGGCGGCGCGCGCGGAGCGGGAGGCGGACGCAGAGGCGGCGGCGAACGGCGGCAGCGUGCGCCGCAGCACCAACGGCGGGGUUGCGGCGGCGGUGAUGAACGUGGGCAAGCCGCCGGCGGCACCGGGUGCGCCGCUGAUUCCCAUCUUGGAGGACUUCCCUCGGGACCCCCCGAGGCCGGUGCCAGAGCGCGGCACGGUGCCGGUGGAGGGUGGCGCGGACUUCCCGCAGCAGUUUAGCGAGUUCAGCUUUAAGACGCUGCUGACCAAGACGGAAGUGAUCAUGGCCAUCACGAAGAUCAAGGUGGAGUGCGCCAAGGUGACCAAGAUGUGCCUGUUCAACACGCACUACACCAAGUCAGCGCGCCUGGAGGAGCUGGAGCAGACGCAGGUUGCGGCCCUGGACAGCGCGGGCAACUACCUAAAGGACACGUGGUGUGUGGCGCUACGCAACGCCAUCCGCAACAGCUUCAAGGACGUGGGCAAGGGCUGGUUCAACCUGGGCGAGGCCAGCAUGGAGACCUACGAGUUCUCCAAGCUGCGCAAGUUCCUAACGCUGACGCGCUUUGUGAUGGAGGACACAAUGCGCGCGCUGGUGGAGGACAGCCUCGGCAAGUUCACGGGCUUCAUCCAGAGCUGCUGCCCCGGCCGCGUGACGGUGCACUCCACCUCCAGCGUGGAAAUCCUGGACGCCUCGUCGCCCGUGCCGGUGCCCGCCAUCGGCCCCGGCCGCAAGCCGCCGCUGCUGGUGAUGGACCUGGCCACCAACAAGGAGGCUACGCGCUUCGUGUACAGCACCCAGCCCGAGUCCAUUGUUACCAAGAUCAUGGCGCUGUUCGAUGCCGCCAUCGGCCGCACGCAGGGCCUGCACACGCUGGAGCCGGCCAUCAUGGAGAACCUGUUCUGGGCCACGGCGCCUGUGCUGUCCACGGUGCACCAGCAGGAGGAGAUUGUGGUGCGGCACCGCGAGCUGCUGCGCGCCGCGCUGUCGGCGGCGCUGGUGCCGCUGGAGGAGUACAUGGCCAAGUUCGAGAAGUACGUGCCGCUGCUGCAGCUGAACGUGGAGAGCUACGUGGCGGCGCUGGAGGCCAAGGGCGAGGAGCUGUCGCUGACGGAGGUGCGUGCCGAGAUCAAGCGCGCCUCGGCCGACCUGGAGUCGCUAAUGGAGUCGGUGCCCAUCGGCAUCUCGCUCGGGCUGGUGCAAAUCAACCUGGUCAAGACCCGCGAGCUGCUGGUGAAGAAGCAGGAGAAGCUGGUGGCGCUGCUCAAGGCGCUGGCUGCCCGCGUGCCACGCCGCGCCAUGGCCUCUGUGUCCACCAAGUUCGCGGAGAUUGACCGCGCACUGAAGGCCAAGGCCAACAACCUUGAGGACGUGGACGAGCAGCGCCACUACAUCGAGUCGCUGCCCAACAAGGUCUACGAACUCAUGGCGGACGUGGAAGCGCAGCGCGGCUGGUACGAGCUGCUGGAGGGGAUGCGCUACCUGCUGCCGGAGGAGGACCUGAAGGAGAAGUUCGCGGGUGAGAGCUGGGGCAUGCGGCUGACGCGGCAGGCGGAGAAGCAGCUGGAGGUGCUGGCGGGCGACGAGGCGCGCUUCAAGGGCGAGAUGAUCACGGAGCAGGACAUGUUCCGAGACACAAUUGGCGACCUGCAGGUGCUGGUGAGCAACUUCGGCCUUUACACGGACCUGGGCAAGAUGGAGGCGGUGGUGACGGAGGUCCGCUCGGUGGACGAGCGGCUGAAGAAGGCCGACCGCGACGCCGGCGUGUACAACAGCCGCGAGGCGCUGCUGGGGCUGCCGCCCACCGACUACUCGCCGCUCAAGAAGGUCAUCGACACCUUUGAGCCCUUCCUGCAGUUCUGGACCACCGCCAGCAACUGGCGCUCGCUGCACAAGAGCUGGAUGCACGACUCGUGGGAGAAGCUGCACGGUGAGACGGUGGAGCGCGAGGUGACCAACGCCUACAAGGUGCUAUUCAAGACCGCCAAGGUGUUUGGCCAGCGCGGCGGGCUGGACAAGUGCGCCGAGAACUGCGAGCUCAUCCGUGAGGAGGUGGAGGCGUUCAAGAAGUUCGUGCCGCUGGUGCAGGCGCUGCGCAACCCCGGCAUGCGGGACCGGCACUGGGACCAGCUGUCGGCGCUGCUAGGCUUCAAGCUGCACCCCGACAAGACCUUCACCAUGGCGGCGGCGGAGCAGAUGGGGCUGCUGCAGCACCUGCAGGCCAUCACCAAGGUCGCGGACGUGGCGGGCAAGGAGUACUCCAUCGAGCAGGCCCUGGACAAGAUGCAGCGCGAGUGGGAGUCGGCGGAGAUGCAGGUGCUGGACUACCGCGAGACCAAGACGUUCGUGAUCAAGGUGGAGGAGCAGAUCAGCCAGAUGCUGGACGACCACAUCGCCAUGACGCAGUCCAUGGCCUUCAGCCCCUACAAGAAGCCGUUUGAGGAGCGCAUUGCCAAGUGGGAGCAGCAGCUGAGCCUGGUGAGCGAGAUCCUGGACCAGUGGAUCCAGCUGCAGCGGCAGUGGAUGUACCUGGAGCCCAUCUUUGGCAGUGAGGACAUUAUGCAGCAGCUGCCGCUGGAGGGCAAGCGCUUUGCUACCGUGGACCGCAUGUGGCGCAAGACCACGGACGCCGCCAAGCGCAACCCGCUGCUGCUCAAGGUGUGCUCGUCUCAGAAGCUGCUGGACUCGUUCAUCGAGGCCAACAAGCUGCUGGAGAGCGUGCAGAAGGGCCUGGCCGACUACCUGGAGACCAAGCGCCUGGCCUUCGCGCGCUUUUUCUUCCUGUCGAACGACGAGCUGCUGCAGAUCCUGUCGCAGACCAAGAACCCGCUGGCGGUGCAGCCGCACCUACGCAAGUGCUUUGAGGCCAUUGAAAGCCUGGACUUUGCUCCCAACGGCGAAAUUGGCGCCAUGAACAGCCGCGAGAAGGAGAAGGUGCCGUUCGACAAGCCCAUGAUGCCGCAGGGCAACGUGGAGAUUUGGCUGGGCGAGGUGGAGCGGCGCAUGCGCUUCAGUGUGCGGCACCAGGUGGUGCUGGCCGUGGCCGCCUACGCCACCACGCCGCGCAAGCAGUGGGUGCGCGACUGGCCGGCCAUGGUGGUGCUGGCGGUGUCCGCCAUCUACUGGAGCCGCGAGGUGGAGGAGGCCAUCAGCGAGGGCUCCGUGCCCGCCUACCUGGACAAGUGCAGCGCCGACCUGCUGGACCUGACCGACCUGGUGCGCGGCCGCCUCAGCGGCCAGGAGCGCCUCACGCUGGGCGCGCUGAUCACCAUCGACGUGCACGCGCGCGACGUGGUUGCGGAGCUGGCGGAGGCAAAGAUUAAGAACCCCACUGACUUCGAGUGGGUGUCGCGCCUGCGCUACUACUGGCGCAACGACGACGUGUGCGUGGACAUGGUGCAGGCCAGCAUUGCGUACGGCUACGAGUACCUGGGCAACACACCGCGCCUGGUCAUCACGCCGCUGACGGACCGCUGCUACAUGACGCUCAUGAGCGCAAUGCACAUGAACCUGGGCGGUGCGCCCGCUGGCCCCGCCGGCACCGGCAAGACGGAGACCACCAAGGACCUGGCCAAGGCGCUGGCCAAGCAGUGCGUGGUGUUCAACUGCUCCGACGGCCUGGACUACCAGGCCAUGGCCAAGUUCUUCAAGGGCCUGGCCAGCAGCGGCGCCUGGGCCUGCUUCGACGAGUUCAACCGCAUCGAUCUGGAGGUGCUGUCGGUGGUGGCGCAGCAGAUCCUCACCAUCCAGUUGGCCAUCCAGGCCAAGGUGAAGCGUUUUAUCUUCGAGGACACGGAGAUCGACCUCAACCCCGCCUGCAGCGUCUACAUCACCAUGAACCCCGGCUACGCCGGCCGCUCCGAGCUGCCCGACAACCUCAAAGCGCUGUUCCGCCCCUGCGCCAUGAUGGUGCCCGACUACGCUCUCAUUGCGGAGAUUUGCCUGUACAGCUAUGGCUACAAGAACGGCAAGGACCUGGCUCGCAAGAUGGUUGCUACGUUCAAGCUGUGCUCGGAGCAGCUGUCCAGCCAGGACCACUACGACUACGGCAUGCGCGCCGUCAAGUCCGUCAUUACCGCCGCCGGCAACCUCAAGCGCGAAUUCCCGGAUGACGAUGAGGAGGUGCUGCUGCUGCGCGCGCUGCGCGACGUCAAUGUGCCCAAGUUCCUGUCCCACGACCUGCCACUGUUUGACGGCAUCAUCACCGACCUGUUCCCAGGCGUUAAGAUGCCCGAGGUGGACUACAACAGCCUGUUGAAGGCGCUGGACGAGUCGUGCGGAGAGCUGGGCAUUCAGCCGGUGGAGUCGUUCGUGGGCAAGGUGAUCCAGCUGUACGAGACCACCAUCGUGCGCCACGGCCUGAUGUUGGUGGGGCCUACCAUGGGCGGCAAGACCUGCUGCUACCGGUCGCUGCAGAAGGCCAUGACCAAGCUGGCGGCGGCGGGCGAUAGCAAGUACGAGCGCGUGCGUGUGGUGGCGCUUAACCCCAAGUCCAUCACUAUGGGCCAGCUGUACGGCGAAUUCGAUGAGAACACGCACGAGUGGACGGACGGCGUGCUGGCCUGCUACAUGCGUGAAUGCUCGGAGGACACCAAGCCCGACAAGAAGUGGAUCAUGUUCGACGGCCCCGUGGACGCGGUGUGGAUUGAGAACAUGAACACCGUACUGGACGACAACAAGAAGCUGUGCCUGGUGAGCGGCGAGAUCAUCCAGCUCAGCGCCAGCAUGACCAUGAUGUUCGAGGUAGAGGACCUGGCGGUGGCGUCACCCGCCACCGUGUCGCGCUGCGGCAUGGUGUACAUGGAGCCGACGGCGCUGGGGCUGGAGCCGCUGCUCACGUCGUGGCUGGCACGGCUGCCGCCGGGCGGUGUGGCUGAGAACUCAGGCAAGCUGGGCGCCAUCUUCAACGCGCUGGUGCCGGACGCGCUGCGCUUCCUGCGCAAGAACCUGAAGGAGACAGUCACCACCGUGAACAACAACCUGGUGGCCUCGUGCUUCGGGCUGAUGGACUCAUUGACGAAGCCCUUCGUGCGCGGCGAGGGUGAAGACCCGCUCACCGCCGAUGAGAAGGUCAAGCUGGGCGGCUUCCUGCCCAGCCUGAUGCUGUUCAGCAUCGUGUGGAGCCUGGGCGCUUCCUGCGACAAGGCCGGCCGCACGCUGUUCGAUGAGUGGUUCCGCAAGCACGCGGCGGAGUGCGGGCUGCCGCUGGAGGGCGCCAUGUUCCCGGGCGAGGGCACCGUGUACGACUGGGUGUACGACACGGACGGCACGUUUGCGGAGGGCGGCGCGCCGGGCUGGGUGGGCUGGAUGGCCACGGUGCCGGAAUUCAAGUGCGACCCGGACCGGCCAUUCUCGGAGAUUAUUGUGCCCACCGCCGACACGGUGCGGUACACGUACGUGGUGGACAAGCUGGUAGCCAACCAGCGCCACGUCCUGUGCGUGGGUGAGACCGGCACCGGCAAGACGCUCAACGUGUCCAACAAGCUGCUGAACGACAUGCCGCCGGAGGUGCAGCCAGUGUUCAUGACGUUCUCGGCGCGCACUUCGGCGAACCAGACGCAAGACAUCAUCGACGCAAAGAUGGACAAGCGGCGCAAGGGCGUGUUCGGCCCGCCCGCCGGCAAGCGGAUGGUCAUCUUCAUUGACGACCUGAACAUGCCGCAGCGCGAGAAGUACUUUGCGCAGCCGCCCAUUGAGCUGCUGCGCCAGUGGAUGGACCACGGCGGUUGGUACGAGCGCAAACCGCCCUGCCCCUUCCGCACCAUCGUGGACACGCAGUUCGUGGCGGCCAUGGGCCCGCCCGGCGGCGGCCGCAACCCGGUCACCAACCGCCUGCUGCGCCACUUCAACUUCAUCUCCUUCACUGAGAUGUCGGACAGCAGCGUCAGCCGCAUCUUCACCACCAUCCUUGGCGCCUUCUUCCGCAAGUACUUUGGCGACGCCAUACAGGCGCUCACAGACCCCGUGGUCACCGCCACCGUGCGCCUCUACAACUCCAUUCGUGCCGAGCUGCUGCCCACGCCAACGCGCUCGCACUACACCUUCAACCUGCGUGAUCUGUCCAAGGUGGUGCAGGGCGUGAUGCGCGCGGACCCGCGCUCAACCGGCGACUCCAAGCAGGUGCUGUCGCUGUGGCUGCACGAGUGCAGCCGCGUGUUUGAGGACCGCCUGAUCAACGACGAGGACCACGGCUGGUUCCGGGCGCGGCAGGAGGCGCUGCUCACAGAGAACUUCGGGCUGGGCUACGGGGACGUGGUCACAUCGGAGCGCCUCAUCUUUGGAGAUUUCAUGGUGCCAGGCGCCGACCCGCGCGUGUACUCCCAGAUCACCGACAUGCCCAAGCUGGUCAAGGUGGUGGAGGAGUACCUGGAGGACUACAACUCGGUGUCCUCGGCGCCCAUGAAGCUGGUCAUGUUCCUGGACGCCAUAGAGCACGUCAGCCGCAUCACACGCGUGAUCCGGCUGCCGCUGGGUAACGCUCUGCUGCUGGGCGUGGGCGGCAGCGGCCGCCAGAGCCUGACGCGGCUGGCGGCCUACAUGGAGGAGUACGACGUGGUGCAGAUCGAGAUCGCCAAGGGCUACGGCUCCAAUGAGUGGCGUGACGACCUGCGCAAGGUGCUGCGCAAGACCGGCCUGGACGGGCGCGACACGGUGUUCCUGUUCACGGACACGCAGAUCGUGCAGGAGAACUUCCUGGAGGACAUCAACAACAUCCUCAACAGCGGCGAGGUGCCCAACCUGUGGGGCAACGACGACCAGGAGGCCAUCGCCAACGCCAUGCGGCCGCUCAUGGCCGCCGCGGGCCUGCCCAUCACCAAGAUGGGCAUUUCCACCUUCUUCAUCAACCGCGUGCGCUCCUACCUGCACGUGGUCCUGUGCUUCAGCCCCAUCGGCGACGCCUUCCGCCAGCGCCUGCGCAUGUUCCCUAGCUUGGUCAACUGCUGCACCAUCGACUGGUUCCGGGAGUGGCCGGAGGAGGCUCUGCGCAGCGUGGCCGACUCGUUCUAUGGUGACGUGGACUUUGGCGACGACACCGGCGCCAUUAUGGCCGGCGUGGUGGACUGCUGCGUGGGCGUGCACCAAAGCGUGGAGAAGAAGAGCAAGAAGUUCUACGACGAGCUGCGCCGCUACAACUACGUGACGCCGACGUCGUACCUGGAGCUGCUCACCACGUUCAUCAAGCUGCUGGGCGAGAAGCGCACGGAGAUUGCGGAGAAGCGGCGGCGGCUGGAGGUGGGCCUGCAGAAGCUGCUGAACACGGCGGGGCAGGUAGAGGUGAUGCAGAAGGAGCUUCAGGAGCUGCAGCCGGUGCUGGCGGCCACCGCCAAGGAGGUGGAGGACAUGAUGGUGGUGAUCACCAACGACAAGAAGGAGGCGGACGAGACCAAGAAGCAGGUGGAGCAGCAGGAGAAGGACGCCAACGAGCAGGCGGCGCGCGCCAAGCAGAUUGCCGAGGACGCGCAGCGCGACCUGGACGAGGCGCUGCCCGCACUGGAGCGUGCGCUGGAGUCACUCAAGAACCUGAGCCGCAAUGACAUUGUGGAGGUCAAGUCGCUUCAGAACCCUCCCGCUGGCGUGCGCACGGUGAUGGACGCCACCUGCAUUAUGUUUGAUGAGAAGCCAAAGAUGAAGGACGACCCGGCAAACGUGGGCAAGAAGGUGCCAGACUACUGGGAGCCGGCCAAGAAGCUGCUGAACGACCCCACCAAGUUCCUGGAGAGCCUGUUCUCCUACGACAAGGACAACAUCCCGGAUCACGUCAUCAAGAAGAUUGAGCCCUACAUCCAGCGCGAUGACUUCACGCCCGAGGCCAUCAGCAAGGUGUCCAAGGCGUGCACCUCCAUCUGCAUGUGGGUGCGUGCCAUGUACGUCUACCACAACGUCGCGCUGUCCGUGGCGCCCAAGCGCGCCGCGCUGGCCGCCGCCCAGGAGCAGCUGAACGAGACCAUGGAGCAGCUGCGGGCGGCGCAGGCCAAGUUGAAGGCGGUGGAGGAGAAGAUCGCCACGCUGGAGGCGCAGUACGAGGAAGCCCUGGCGAAGAAGGCACAGCUGGCGCAGCAGGUGCUGCGCUGCACGGUGCAGCUGCAGCGCGCCGACAAGCUGAUUGGCGGGCUGGGCGGCGAGCGCGUCCGCUGGCAGGCCACGGUGGACCAGCUGGCGGACGACCUGAUUAACGUGGUGGGCGAUGUGGUGAUCAGCGCGGCCACCAUUGCGUACAGCGGCCCCUUCACGCCGCUGUACCGCUCCUCGCUGGUGCACGAGUGGAGCGGCUUCCUGGAGGCCGCCAAGGUGCCGGCCACCAAGGGCACCAACCUGCUCAGCACGCUGCAGGACCCUGUCAAGGUCCGCGCCUGGACCAUUGCCGGCCUGCCCACUGACACGCUGAGCGUCGAGAACGGCAUCAUCGUGUCCAAGGCGCGGCGCUGGCCGCUCAUGAUCGACCCGCAGGGCCAGGCCAACAAGUGGAUCAAAAACAUGGAGCGCGAGAGCGGCCUGGAUGUGAUUAAGCUGAGCGACAAAGACUUCCUGCGCACUCUGGAGAACGGCGUGCGCUUUGGGCGUGCCGUGCUGCUCGAGAACAUUGGCGAGACGCUGGAUGCUGCGCUGGAGCCGCUGCUGCUCAAGCAGACAUUCAAGCAGGGUGGCAGCGAGGUGAUCAAGAUUGGUGACAACAUCAUCCCCUACCACCCCGAUUUCCGCUUCUACAUGACCACCAAGCUGCGCAACCCGCACUAUGCGCCCGAGGUGUCGGUGAAGGUGUCGCUGCUCAACUUCUUCGUGACGCCGGAGGGCCUGGAGGACCAGCUGCUGGGCACGGUGGUGACGCAGGAGCGCCCCGACCUCGCCAACCUCAAGAGCCAGCUGGUGGUGUCCAACGCCAAGAUGAAGAAGGAGCUGUCCGACAUUGAGGACCGCAUCCUGCAGCUGCUGUCCGCAUCCUCUGGCGAGAUCCUGGAUGACGAGGAGCUUAUCAACACGCUGGCGCAGUCCAAGGUCACCUCCAACGAAAUCUCGGCAAAGGUGGCGGAGGCGGAGGCCACGGAGCGUGAGAUUGAUGAGACGCGCGAGCUGUACCGGCCGGUGGCGCUGCGCGCCUCGCUGCUGUUCUUCGCCAUCUCCGACCUGGCGCUGGUGGACCCCAUGUACCAGUACUCCCUGGCCUGGUUCAUCUCGCUCUUCAUCCGCGGCAUUGAGGAGGCGCCCAAGGCUGCCAGUGUGGAGGAGCGCGGCCACAACCUGAACGAGUACUUCACCUACUCGCUCUACGUCAACAUCUGCCGCUCACUGUUCGAGGCUCACAAGCUAAUGUUCUCGCUGCUGCUGACCAUCAAGAUCCUGCAGAACCGCAACAUGAUUGAUGGCCGCGAGUGGCGCUUCCUGUUGGCCGGCCCCACCACCAGCGAGCUGAGCCAGCCCAACCCCGCGCCCGACUGGCUCACGGACAAGGCCUGGAACGAGCUGCUCAACCUCAGUCACCUGCCCACGUUCAAGGGCUUUGCGGACCACGUGGCCGCCAACCUGCCCCACUACCGCGCCAUCUUCGACUCCAACGAUGCGCACGAGCUGCCGCUGGCACCGCCGUGGGAGGACAAGCUGGACACCUUCCAAAAGCUGUCCUUCCUGCGCUGCCUGCGCCCCGACAAGGUCACGGGCGCGGUGCAGGCGUUUGUGAGCCAGCACCUGGGCCAGCGCUUCAUCGAGCCGCCGCCCUUUGACUUGGCCACCUGCUACAAGGAGUCCAGUCCGUCCGUGCCGCUCAUCUUCGUGCUCAGCCCCGGCGCUGACCCCAUGGCGGACCUGCUGAAGCUUGCGGAGGACAUGAAAUUCAGCCGCAAGUUUGAGAAGGUGUCGCUGGGCCAGGGCCAGGGCCCCAAGGCCGAGAAGCUGCUGGAGGCGGGCAUGGAGCGCGGCAUCUGGGUGUGCCUGCAGAACUGCCACCUGGCGGUCAGCUGGAUGCCAACGCUUGAGCGCAUCGUGGAGGGCAUCCAGCCCGACCGCGUGCACAAGGACUUCCGGCUGUGGCUCACGUCCAUGCCCAGCCCCGACUUCCCGGUGGCCAUCCUGCAGAACGGCGUCAAGAUGACGCUGGAGCCGCCCAAGGGCCUCAAGUCCAACCUGGUCCGCCAGUACAACCGCCUCACGGACGCCUACCUGGCCGCCUCCUCCAAGCCGGAGGACUGGCGGCGGCUGGUGUUCGGGCUGUGCCUGUUCCACGCCGUCAUCCAGGACAGGCGCAAGUUCGGGCCGCUGGGCUGGAACAUCCGCUACGACUUUACGGACGGCGACCUCAACGUGUCGCUGGCGCAGCUGCAAGAGUAUUUGGACAAGUACGAGGUGAUUCCGUUCAAGGUGCUGCGCUUCUUGUUCACGGAAAUCAACUACGGCGGCCGCGUGACGGACGACAAGGACCGCCGCCUGAUCAACAACCUCAUCUAUACCUUCUGUGGGCCCAGCGUGCUCGAGCCCGGCUACGCAUUUAGCCCCAGCGGCACCUACGCCACGCCGCCCGAGGCCGUGGUGUCGGUGCGAGACCACCUGGAGCUGCUGCGCGCUUACCCCAUCGUGCCCAAGCCCGAGAUCUUUGGCCUGCACGAGAAUGCCGACAUCACGUGCGACCAGAACGAGACGUACGACAUGUUCUCCACCGUGCUCAGCCUGCAGCCGCGCGUUGCCAGCGGCGCCGGCCAGAGCCAGGAGGCCGUCAUCGGCGCGCUGGCCGCGGACAUCCUGGGCCGGCUGCCGGAGCUGUUUGACGUGGACGCCGUGAUUGAGCGCUACCCCACCACCUACAAGGAGUCCAUGAACACGGUGCUGACGCAGGAGUGCAUCCGCUACAACGCGCUGCUGGCGGUGAUGAAGCGCAGCCUGGGCGAGACCAUCAAGGCGCUCAAGGGCCUGGUGGUGAUGAGCCCCGAGCUGGAGGGCGUGGCCUACAGCAUGUACGACAACCAGGUGCCGGAGCUGUGGGCCUCGCGCGCCUACCCCUCGCUCAAGCCGCUGUCGGCAUGGGUGGUGGACCUGCUGGAGCGCUGCGCCUUCAUCAGCGGCUGGGUGGACAAGGGCACGCCGCCCGUGUACUGGAUCAGCGGCUUCUUCUUCCCGCAGGCUUUCCUCACCGGCACGCUGCAGAACUUCGCGCGCAAGUACACCUACCCCAUCGACACCGUGUCGUUCGGCUUCAAGGUGAUGGACGCGCUGGAUGAGGGCGCCGUGGUGUCCGGACCCGAGGACGGCUGCUUCAUUCGCGGGCUGUUCAUGGAGGGCGCGCGCUGGGACAACCAGACGCACGUCAUUGCGGAGUCUCGGCCCAAGGAGCUGUUCACGGAGAUGCCGAUUGUGUGGCUCAAGCCCGAGCAGCACCGCAAGAAGCCCGAGCAGCCGGCGGAGGGCGACGCCUCGGGCAGCAUUGGAGUUUAUGACUGCCCCGUGUACAAGACGCUGACGCGCGCCGGCACGCUGUCCACCACCGGCCAUUCCACCAACUUCGUCAUGUACCUGGAGCUGCCAUCCGACAAGCCGCAGGGCCACUGGAUCAACCGCGGCGUGGCGCUGUUCACUGGGCUCGCGUUUUAAGGAGGCGUUGCUUGUGCAGUGUGGUGCGUGGUGUGUGUGCCUGCGGCGGUAUGUGGUGUUGAUGCUUGAGGAUGUACUUUGUGGCAGGUAUCCCCGUACAGGCAGGGUGCUGACGGUCCUCCAGGGAGAAGCGUGGGGUGUGCACAACUGCGUGCGAUAGGAAACAAAUAGGACAGGGAAGGACUUACAAUACAACGCAGGACCAAAGCUGUGGGUAUGAGGAGUUUGGGGUCCUUACAGGCAGGAGAACGGGGUGCAACAGUCGUGUAUGCCAUACUUGAUUGCCUAUGGCCUUGAUGGUAAGAUUUGGAAAUUGCCGCUGCGCUGCACCACGCUAUGUGGCCAGGGAAAUCGGGGGUUUGCAUUGGACCCGGCUAAUACGAUGAGUGGUCGUCUGUGCUAGGCGAAAGCCCAACGCAUGGUUUGCGUGUGGGACGCCGCGUUGGCGAGAGCCACGGAUGGCCCUAUUACACCAUGGGGCAUGUCGCACCCGUGGAGGGCACUGUAAGCAUUUGCACGGACGAUGACUAAGGCAUUGAGUGCCUGUGCGGGGUUCGGAACGACGCCAUCGGGUGUGCAGGUGUGAGCAACCGGGUAGCUGGUGCCGUGUGUGCCAGGCGGGACGCUGCAUACCGGCAGACUCACGCCAGUGGACGCUUUGCCAGGCAUGGGACGCUGUGCGCUUUGAUCUCAUCCACUACACAUGGUAGGAUGUCACGAAUGCAGCCACCAACCAAGGCCGAAGUCGAGCGUCACUACUAUCAAUCU